AUGAGAAUCGUGACAGACUACGAAAGCUUCGAAGAACAUCACGACGCAUCCGCACCGUCAAACGAAAGCACUCGUUCGACACACUUGAGAUUAACAAGCCAUCUCGGCAUAGGAAGAAACGAAAAGGAACGAGCCAAACUUCACAUGGCCAAGGAAACUCCUUCCCGGAGCCGACUUGACCAUUUUGUGAAGGAAGUCUCAAUCCGCUCGUACAAAUGCUCCCAAACUUCACCAGAGGCAUAA
Molecule: messenger RNA, 243 nt
Organism: Microthlaspi erraticum
Lineage: Eukaryota; Viridiplantae; Streptophyta; Magnoliopsida; Brassicales; Brassicaceae
Source: the annotation of a GenBank genome assembly